This is a messenger RNA of Leptomonas pyrrhocoris, 3247 nucleotides long. RefSeq lists its product as hypothetical. The transcript has a single exon. NCBI's taxonomy places the organism in Eukaryota, Euglenozoa, Kinetoplastea, Trypanosomatida, Trypanosomatidae. The record is from RefSeq and is a predicted model, not a curated record. Bases 1586 to 3247 code for a protein of 553 amino acids.
GGCGAGGACAACUCUGUGCACUUUUCGAAAAGGUGAGUUGCACGACCCAAUGUUACACAGCAGAGACAGCAAUCAUGCAUCACCGCAGUACGGCAUCUGCCAAGAAGGCGUUUUGCCCUCCUUUCAAAUCUACCGCAGAUUCAGUGAGGCGCCCGCCUGUCGGUAAAGAGACCACUUUUCAAAGCAGCCCAUUGCUUUGUUCUCUCGUAUCAGAGGAUGCUGCCCACCCGCCUUGCAAUCAAGUGUCCUCUCAAGAUUCUGCUGCUCUUGGCAUACACCACAAACUCAACAAAGCUGCGUGUGCGUCAGCCAACCGUGCCUGUGCGCCCUGUGUUGUUUCGUCACUUGAAAGUGCCACAAAAUUUCUCGCGCGAACAACGUGUCAACCUGCGCGCCUAUCUCGCAACGUAGGAGGACCAGUGCAGCAGGCGGAAACAGCGGCACCGCAACAUUCAACCAACGUCGGUGACGAUGAGAGGAGAACGGCACUUGCCGACGAAACUGUGCAUUGGAUUGUCGCGGCACAAAAAGCCGUCCAGUACUUGGCAGAGUCGCUGACGAAUGGCGACGUGGAGCGUGUGUUGGCGGAACUGUGCGUGAACGCCCAGAGUGUUCUCUAUUCCCCCGAAGAAGGCGGUUUCGUGCAACUGUAACCGCCUCUGGUGGGGUCCGUUGCCUUCAAGAAGCCCUUGAGAUUGAAGCGCUCCACUCGGCUCAAGGUGCAGCGUACGGCGAAAAGAGGCUGUCCGUGAUCUCCAACUGGGAUUGCUGCGAGCUUGUGUCGUCUCGCGUCCUUUUCUUCUUCUUUAUUCUUCUCUAUUGCAUCUGUUUCUGACCACUUCCGCUUUGCAUCUGCUUUUCAUUCAAGAGAGUUGAAAAGGCUUACGAAAACAAAAAAACCACUGUGCAGAUCCUCGCUUUCACUGCGGUCAAAUACAACGAGGACAAAGAGUCGGGCUAUCAGAGGCGCGUUGUUGAGGCUGUUCCCUCCCACACAAUACGUAGCAAGUAUCGCUGAAUGUCUUCUACGCUUCCUGAGUGCCACUUUUUUGUUUUUGCUGGCUUCAUCUGCCCGCUUGCACUGUGCAAAACGAGAAUUCGUGUCUCUCGUGCUUUCACUCGCUUUCCUACGCCUGCUUAUUCAACGGUUUCUCUGUUGUCUGCUUACGAAUCUGCGCCGCGUCCGUUGGUUUCCUCUCAUCAGAGAAAAACAAGAUAUGUUAUCGACCGACGAGGUAAUGUAAUGAGGAGAACAGCGCACAUUUGCAGACAUGUUGCCGUCUGCCGCACCUUGAAAUCGUUUUGGCACAGAGGGCAAUGGCGUGCCGCGGCUGCCGCAAGUCCACAUGUAGGUGGCACACAACCUUUUUCGUAUACUGCGGUGCUCGACGCGUCUGCGCGCUUUGCGCACGCCACGGCGACGCCGUCGCCCGAGCUUUCGCUCGCGAGGAAGGUGCAUGCGUUCGUCCCUCCUACCUUCACCUCGAUUCAGCAAAUAUCACGUCAGGUGCCACCAUCGCUGAUGGAACAGAUAUCGAGCCCCAGCUGCGGGGGACUUCGACAACUUCUUUCACGCUAUCCUGACAUGUACGAAAGCAGGCAAAUGGGACUGGUGCACGUGGCUCGCCGAAGGUCCGUGGAGUCUUCGGUGAGCGCUGAAGGUUCAGUGGGUGGCUUGACUUCUAGUAUUCGGGCGUCCAGGACCCCCCACAGCGCAUCGACUGCGCUCCCUAUCACGGAGGCGGCCAUGGCAGAGCUGCAGGAGCUUUUCCCGGACUUUCUGGUCCCUGUUAAAGCACUGUGGGAGACUACCCCGGAGGCACAGGAGGAGUCAAAGAGAAGAGUCAUGAGUGCGCUUCGCGCACACCAAAGUUCGUGGCUGACGUUCUACGCACAUCCAGCACACCGUGCCCCUCGUGGGGAAACGUCCGAAGUGGCCGAACGCGAACAGUAUAGGAAGGAGUGCCGCACCUCUGUUCUGGAAAGCGGAUAUGUGAUGCUGAGCGAUGCUGCUCGACUCUCGCUUGCGGGACAGCGUGUCGUGAAUGACGAAGGUGGUGUGCACACUGAGAAUGGUAGCUCUUCUGCACCGACGCACCCUUGUCGGUGUGACGUGCGCGCACGACUGGCUGACUACACGAUUCAGCCGUACGAGUGGUACCGCGUGGCGCGGGUGCUGCCGACGGCGGCGAAGGAGGUGCUGUUUGGGGAAGAGCUGUACGAUGCGGCAGCCGCCCUCCUUCCGUCCUGGCGCGAUGUGUGGCAGGUGCUGUUCAGUGCCCCGCAUCUCUUCACCGUCCGCUACGACGAUGGAACGGAGUGCUCGCCGUCUGCCGACGCUGCCGCCGCAUCCAAAACACGCAGUAUGGCGCACCUCACACCAACGGCAGACUCUGCUGCAACACGCCUCUUCGUGCGCUUCAACCUCCACCCGCGCUUUAUCCCGCCAGGCGUGGCCUUUGUGCGCGAAGAGGAGCUUUUGCAGAGGCUGGGGGAGGUGGCCGUGGAUCGCGAGAAAAACCGCUGCGGCCUCACUACGCGUCAGCGGCGCCACAAGCGGAAGCUGCAGCGGCAACUCACCUACCUGCGCAAUCCAACGCCGUACUUUGACGACCGCGUCCUGGCUCAGCACCUCUUUGAUUUGCUGCCCAUGCGACACGGCGUGCAUCAGUCCGCCCUACUCGGCGCACUGCCCUCGCACGCCGUGAGCGCGUUUCCCCACAACGUCACCGACUUGCUGAAGGAGCGCGGCGAUCUUUUCCGCUUGGCGGACGCCCGGCACGGUGUGCUGGUGCAACGCGCUGACGCCGUUCUGGAGGAGUCGCAACGUUCCGUCGACAGCGUCACGGGCGAAGAGGUGCUGCAGUGCAUCUUCUCCAGCUACUCCACCCAUAACGAUCCGCGCAAUGGGACGACAAUCAGCCGCAGCCUGGCACGCCUGCCACGAUUGAUUCGUGAACGACUGUUUGCAAUGCACGAUGUGGUGCAGGAAUUGCUGUGCUUGUACCCAGAAAAGGUGGCGGUGCUCUCGGAUGCGUCGCUGACCCAGCAAGAGACGCAGCUGGAUGAGCGGGCCACCCGGGAGCUGCAAAACGUGCGCGGCCGUCGCGAUUUCCUGAUCCCUUUCCGCUUCGUCGGGGAGUGGGAGGAGAAGCUGCUGGAGAAGUAUACGAGGCAUCAGGAGAAGGAGUUGGCCAAGAGCGGUGCACGUAAGCACUCGACAAACAACCGCCGACCUCGUUACUAA